Molecule: messenger RNA, 2755 nt
Organism: Acaromyces ingoldii
Lineage: Eukaryota; Fungi; Basidiomycota; Exobasidiomycetes; Exobasidiales; Cryptobasidiaceae
Product: P-loop containing nucleoside triphosphate hydrolase protein
Exons: 23
Coding region: 110-2479 (789 amino acids)
Molecular function (GO): nucleic acid binding; ATP binding
Source: RefSeq, a predicted model, not a curated record
UACGUACGCAUGGGAACCUGCCCGCUUCCAUCGUAUCGCUGACUCUUCCCUGUGUCUCCGAGUAGCCGAUUGUCUGCAGCCCGUGUUUCCAUUUCCCUUCUUCAAUGCAAUGCAGAGCACAGUCCUUAGCACCGCCUUCGAGACCAAAAGUAACAUCGUCGUAUCGGCCCCGACCAGCUCGGGGAAGACGGUCAUCUUUGAGAUAGCAAUUGCGAGGCUGCUCUACACCACACAGCAACAGAAAGCCCUCUAUCUAGCUCCGACAAAAGGUCUCUGUUCAGAAAGGACAAAGGAUUGGGCUGCCAAGUUUCAGCAUCUCAACGCGCCAGUCGUCGAGCUGACGGGCGACAGCAACGCUCUGGGUCUUGCAAGCGCUAAAGAUGCGAGGAUCAUCAUCUCGACACCGGAGAAGUGGGACUACAUCACACGGCGCUGGAGCAAAAACGACCAUAUCCUUCGUCACAUCAAGCUCUUGCUCAUUGAUGAAGUCCACUUCCUUCGCGAGAGGAAUCGCGGGCCAUGUCUCGAGGUGCUCGUAUCGAGGAUGAAAGACAAGGUCGACGACUUGCGCGUUAUCGCACUAUCUGCAACUGUCCCCAACGCUGACGAUAUUGCCGAAUGGGUCGGGUCUAAUGCGACAGACUCAGACAUUGACGAGUGCGGAUCCCCAAAGACCACUGCAGACCUCUUCACCUUUGGCGAAACAUAUCGCCCUUGCCCUUUGCGGAAGUACGUGUAUGGAUAUGCCAACCCUGAAGGAGAUUACUGGAAGCUAGAGGGAAAUCUGAACAGCAGAAUCAUGCAAAUCAUCCAAGAGCACGCAAACGGAAGGCCAGUUCUUAUUUUCGCACCGAUGAGGAAGUCAGCUUCCAACGCUGCAGAGGUACUUGCCAAUGAGUUCGACAGGCUCUGCGAAGCACGAAAUAGGCCAUGGGACCCCCCUCUCCCUUCGAUGACUGCCAACUACGAUGAUCCAAACCUCAACGAAUUGGCUCCUCGAGGGGUAGCAUAUCAUCAUGCGGGCCUCUCACCUCGCGACAAAAGGCUUGUGGAGUCUGCCUUCCUCGAGGGAAGAUGCUUUGUCCUUGUGUCCACCUCUAGUCUGGCCGUUGGAGUCAAUCUGCCGGCCUAUCUCGUCAUCAUUCGAGGGACCAAACUUUACCAAGGGCAAUGGACUGAAAUGGAUGACCUUGACAUUCUUCAGAUGAUGGGCCGCGCAGGACGUCCUCAAUUCGAUAGAGAGGGAGUUUGCGUCAUCAUGACAGAGAACAACCGAAAAGAUUACUACGUAGCUAUGGCCCGAGGCGAGACACCUAUCGAAAGCACGCUCCAUCUAAGCCUCAUCGAGCACGUCAAUGCCGAAAUUGGUCAAAGGGAAUCUUGCAGUCAAGAUUUUGUGGAGAAUUGGCUCCGGGGAACUUUUCUCUUUGUUCGGAUGAAGAAGAACCUCCGCCACUACCAAAUUGAAGGAGCUGGUGGCAUGAAUGACCCGGAGCAUGGGGUCCAAAACCUUUCCCGACACCUUUUCAAGAGUCUCCGGGAACACGAGCUCUUGCUUGACGCUACGCAAGAUGGCAGAUCAGAGAUCGCAUGCUCCCACUAUGGUGAUCUACUCGCAAGCUACUUUAUCAGCUUCAAGACGUUCCUUCGGCUUCUGCGCGUUAAACGUGGAGCUUCAACGAGCGACAUCCUUCAGGUACUGUGUCUUGCUGAAGAGUUUUGCGAGAUCCGCAUCCGCCACGGCGAAAAGGGCGUCUGGAACAAGAUUCGCACCUUGUCGCAAAUCCGCUUCCCACCGAAAAAGGUUACAAACGCCACCGACAAGCUCUCUAUUUUGAUCCAGGCCGUUCUUGCCGGGGUGAAUGUCUUGGACAUCUUCAAAGAGGAGGGAGAAGUCUUCAAAGCAGGUUUUCAGUCAGAGGCCAGGCUCGUCUUUCGCCAGGCCCCUAGAAUCCUCAAAUGCCUCGUUGACAUUGCUGUCCACCGCGAAGACGGAAAGACGGCGAAGGACGCUUCUGAGCUCGUUCGAUCAACCUCCGGCCAGGCUUGGGACUCGAGCCCUGCCACGCUUCGACAGCUAGACAAUAUCGGGGAGAAGUACAUGCAACUGCUGAGCGAGGCGGGCAUCAAGUCGAUUGGAGAUGUGGCAGACUCGGAUCCACUCCGUAUGGAGCACCUGCUCAAUCGCAGAUCGUCCAAUUUUGGUUUCAAGCUCGUCCAACAGGCUCGAUCUUUUCCGGAUCUUGAUCUUAUGAUCUCCGAAGUCAAGCACAAGCGCUUUGAUGACUGUGUCGAGUCUCGUAUCGAGCUGGCCAUCGAUCUCAAGAACAGCAACAAAGAGGUCAUCAAUGUAUGGACAGCCGAAAAGCAGCCCCGAUAUAUCAUUUGUUUGACGACCUCUUCGGAGGGAGAGCUUUUCGAUUACAGGCGCAUGUCGCGUCAAACCUUUCAAAAUUGCUUGCAGGCUCCACAAAUCUAGCGAGAGAAUCUUCACGACGGUCGCAUGCGAAGACCUGGCAGGUUCGGCCAUCAAUGCCGAGAUUCGCUCCCAAGCACCGGCAAUUGAUUUCCCCGAAGAGCCGCUUCAUGAGAUAUUCCUUCAGGAGAGCUCAAAAGUGGGUCAAACAGACCACUGCCGUUCUGAUCAUUGUUACUGACUGACGUUCCAAGGCCCUGGAAGGACUCAAAGCUUCCGAUUUCGCCGACGACCUGGAGGAGAAUACUGAUGCGCCCAACUUCAGACUGGGGCCUUUGA